AUGUUACUAAAAGAAAUUGCUUCGGGUGAUAUUAUUUGUGGUCGAGCUGAUAAGCUUUUUGAUGAGUGUUUUUCUAACGAAAGAAGCAACUCUUCCAUAAAAGCAGUUUUGAAGCAGUACAAUAAUAUUCCUUACAAUAAAGAAGACAUUCAACAAUAUUGCCAGACUUUCAAUCAAGGGAUUCGUUGCUAUAAUGAAUAUGCGGAAAAAUGCAUAAGCGAUCCUAUUAACAGAAGAUUAAUUGAAGGUGAAAUAAUGCCAGCAAGAAGUUUUUAUGAAAUGCUGUGCAAGGAUAAUGUUUUCAAAAAGGAUUAUUUGAAGCACAGGAAUUGCUUUCGCUACAUAGAAAAGGAAUGGAAUUUUUGCACUCAAACCUUUCAUUCUUUGCUCGAUAAAGAAUUCACGAGAGUUCAUAGGGAGAGAAAGAAAAACUUAAUAAAAUUUUUCAGUGCUAGAUACGCCUACGAAAAUUGUGUUGGAAAUAGCGCAAAAGCUAAAUGUAAGCCUGAAUCAGCCAUAUUUACAAGAAGUUUGGUGGAACUACUGUCGAGUGAACGCCAAUUUAAAAAUUGUGCAAAAAUAGAAAAUGCACUUUGUAACAGUUCAGAUUUAAAAUAUUUCAUAACUGAAACACUUUUUAUUCAUGACAAUAGAAAUGUUUAA
Messenger RNA from Clunio marinus, 663 nucleotides. Lineage: Eukaryota; Metazoa; Arthropoda; Insecta; Diptera; Chironomidae. The record is from the annotation of a GenBank genome assembly.